Dibothriocephalus latus is the source of this 210-nucleotide messenger RNA. Lineage: Eukaryota; Metazoa; Platyhelminthes; Cestoda; Diphyllobothriidea; Diphyllobothriidae. The record is from the annotation of a GenBank genome assembly.
AUGAUUAAGGCCUACUAUCGGCCCAGCACCGCACGAGUUCUGGUCCACAACAAUCUCUCUCAGUCGUUCGAUAUCCGGUCCGGUGUCCGACAGGGCUGCGUCCUUUCGCCCAUUCUGUUUAACUACGUAAUUGACUGGAUUCUCGGCAAGGCCCCACAUGAAGAGGACGGUGUUGAACUUGCACCCGGACGCCGACUAACUGCACAAUAG